Kalmanozyma brasiliensis GHG001 is the source of this 990-nucleotide messenger RNA. RefSeq lists its product as uncharacterized. The record is from RefSeq and is a predicted model, not a curated record. The transcript has a single exon. Lineage: Eukaryota; Fungi; Basidiomycota; Ustilaginomycetes; Ustilaginales. Bases 1 to 990 code for a protein of 329 amino acids.
AUGUCGACGGCAACCAUUCUCUCGCACCUCUCUCCCGAAUCGUUGGGCGAGGUGUCGAAGCUCAUCAACCAAAAGACCAGCGUCGAGACGGUCUACUUCUUCCCGAUCAGCUUCAUCACACUCCUCUUCAUUCUCUACCUUCUCGCCAAUGUCUUGCACAAUCUCAUCCUCCCCCGGGCCAUCGGGCACAAAUGGCACAAAGAUAUCAAGCCGGAGCACCGCCGCACUAUGGUGGUAUACGUACUCCAGAUCCUGCUCACCACGGUGGCACUUGUGCUGCAGCUGGCGGUUGCGGCAUUGCUGCAGAACGAGUUUAGCGUGUGGCGCAUCAAUGUGUUGCGGGCAUCGGCGUGUAUCAUCGCGGCGCUCUACGUCUUCGAGUUAAUCUAUCGAUACCGCAUGACGUAUCCUAUGAUCUCGCACCAUGCCAUCACGUGCUUCGCCAUCUCGCUGUCGUUGGUCAUGCUCGAGAAGCUGCAGGAUCCGUCGUUCGCCCUCACUGGGUUGUUGUGGAUCUUCCAAGCCACCACGGAGCAGACGUGCUUCGUCGCACUGUUCAUGUACCGCCUCUCGGAGCCAGUCAAGGUGCUCCGACCGCUGUUCUGCGUUUCUGCGGUGCAGAGUCUGGUCUUCAAGUUCGCCUCUAUUGGCGGCACAGUGUGGGUUUGGGCGACCUACCAGCGCCACGGCACAUCGGAAUUGUCACACGCCUGGACGGCCCUGUUCUGGACCUCGACGGCUGGUCUCGCCUUUUCGCAAGUAUGGGGCGCUUGGGUGGUGUGGAAAGUCGGUGCCUCGCUCGAGAAGAGGUACCAGCAGAAGAGGGAGCAGGAGGAGGCGGCUCAGGCAAAGCAGACCGUGCCCGUGCUGAGGAGGAGCGAGUCGACGAUGCAGUACCUGCACUAUGGAAAGGCGAGCAUUUCGGCAGGGACAAGCAGAAGCCCUUCGAUGCAGAUCGCUGCAUGCGACUUGGAGAAGGGCAGCUUUUGA